AUGGCCGCCCCUUCCCCCUCGCCGGUGGAGGCGGCCCCACCGCUUGAGGCCGCGGCCGCCGCCGAGGAAGACGAGUGGGAUGCUGAUGGAUAUGUUAUUCCUAAUUUGCCCACUCAAGAUAAUGAUGUGACUGAGCCUAGUGUCCCCAAAGAAAAAGAUCCUGAACCUUUACAGGCAAAGGAUGAGAAAAUAUACUUGGGACCUCAUGGAGCUCCACCAUCUCAAGCUAAGCAGCAGGAGCUGAAUACUGUUGGCCGUAAGCAGCGUUUCCGGAACAAGCUGAAGGAAGCAGAUAGGAAAUUCACUGGCAAUGCUCAGGAGAACAAGGUGGAGAGCCUAAGGGAGCUCAUGGGUGCUAGAGGUGGUGCCAGCAUGCCAAAGAGCUCUCCUCGUGAUUGGCUCGACCUGCACUGCCACGAAUCAGAAUUUGACAGAAAACCAACUAGGUGA
Molecule: messenger RNA, 450 nt
Organism: Miscanthus lutarioriparius
Lineage: Eukaryota; Viridiplantae; Streptophyta; Magnoliopsida; Poales; Poaceae
Source: the annotation of a GenBank genome assembly